Messenger RNA from Megalopta genalis, 861 nucleotides. It is a transcript of the gene APC10, whose product is annotated as anaphase-promoting complex subunit 10. Gene Ontology annotation, cellular component: anaphase-promoting complex. NCBI's taxonomy places the organism in Eukaryota, Metazoa, Arthropoda, Insecta, Hymenoptera, Halictidae. The record is from RefSeq and is a predicted model, not a curated record. Gene Ontology annotation, biological process: anaphase-promoting complex-dependent catabolic process; protein K11-linked ubiquitination.
CUGUACUACAAUUCUAUACACAAUAAAUGUAUCACAACAGUUUUGACAGAUUUGAUUCGAAACUUCUGGAUAAACAAUUCUCGAUUGAUUUUGUGGCAAAACUUACUUAAUUUCGAAUAAGCUUAUCUCUUAUGGUCUAACGUUAAUCUAAUAUGGUCUGAAUAAAAACGUAUUUAAAUUUGAUGACAUUGCUUUAAAUUAUUUAGAAAACCUCUACCAUGACCAAUAAGACUAAUAACGCAGGGGAAAUAGAUCCUGUGCAGAAAAAGUUGGCUGGUCGUGUACGAGAAGUUGGAAAUCGUGCAAUUUGGAGUUUAUCCAGCUGUAAACCUGGUUUUGGCGUGGAUCAACUCCGAGAUGAUGUUACAGAAACAUAUUGGCAAUCCGAUGGUCAACUUCCACACUUGGUGAAUAUCCAAUUCAAGAGAAAAACAACAAUAAGAGAUAUAUGUAUCUAUACCGAUUAUAAGUUGGAUGAAAGUUAUACUCCCAGCAGGAUAAGUAUUAGAGCAGGCACAAAUUUCAAUGAUCUUCAAGAAGUAGAAGUCAUGGACCUAAACGAACCUAGUGGUUGGGUUGUGAUCCUAAUAAAAGAUAUAAAUAAUAGACCUAUCAGGACAUUUAUGAUACAGAUAGCUGUGAUAAGUAAUCAUCAAAAUGGUCGUGAUACACACAUGAGGCAAAUCAAAGUUCAUACUCCAACACAGGAUAUUCUUGGACCGCCGGCUCCUUAUAUCCCAGGACAGUUCCUCACCAAUGAAUUUUUGCGUUAUGCAACAGUUAGAUAAAAUUUACAAUCUAAUAUAAUCGAUGUUUUCUUAGCAUUAAAUAAAUUAAAUAAAUUCUUUAUAUGAAAAUCCA